Molecule: messenger RNA, 921 nt
Organism: Suhomyces tanzawaensis NRRL Y-17324
Lineage: Eukaryota; Fungi; Ascomycota; Pichiomycetes; Serinales; Debaryomycetaceae
Gene: SEC14
Product: phosphatidylinositol/phosphatidylcholine transfer protein
Exons: 1
Coding region: 1-921 (306 amino acids)
Source: RefSeq, a predicted model, not a curated record
AUGUCAUCCGAAGACGCCAAACCUAAAGCAACCAUCGAGGAGAUCCUUGCCUCGUACCCUCAGGUCGCUGCUCCAAGCGAACAAACAGGAUACACCUCCAACUUGACUGAAGACCAAAAGGCUAAGUUGGUCCAAUUCCGGGAAGAAUUGACUGCCGCUGGCUACAAGGACAGAUUGGAUGAUGCAUCGCUUCUCAGGUUCCUUAGAGCCAGAAAGUUCGACAUCGCCAAAGCCAAGGAUAUGUUUGCCAAGUGCGAGAAGUGGAGAGAAGAGUUCGGCACCAACACUAUCUUGACCGACUUCAAGUACGACGAAAAGCCACUCGUGGCCAAGUUGUACCCCCAAUACUACCACAAGACCGACAAGGACGGAAGACCCGUCUACUUCGAGGAGUUGGGUAAGGUCAACUUGACCGAGAUGUUGAAGAUCACCACUCAGGAGAGAAUGUUGAAGAACUUGGUCUGGGAAUACGAGUCUUUCACCCAAUACAGAUUGCCUGCCUGCUCCAGAGAAAGGGGCCACCUCGUGGAAACCUCGUGUACUGUGUUGGACUUGAAGGGAAUCUCGAUCUCCGCUGCCAGCCAGGUGCUUAACUACGUCAGAGAAGCCAGUUACAUUGGUCAAAACUACUAUCCAGAAAGAAUGGGUAAAUUCUACUGCAUCAACUCGCCAUUUGGUUUCUCCACUGUGUUCAAAUUGUUCAAGCCAUUCUUAGAUCCUGUCACUGUUAGCAAGAUUCACAUCUUGGGCUCCUCAUACCCUAAGGAGCUCUUGAAGCAAAUUCCUCCUCAAAACUUACCCGAGAAGUUUGGUGGUGCUUCCAAGUGCAGUGAAGACGAGUUGUACUUGAACGACUUUGGUCCAUGGAGAGAUGCUCAGUACAUCGGUCCAGAGGGCGAAGCUCCCAGAACCUUUGCUUAG